AUGGAUUUACUUUUUAAUAUAUUUUAUAAAUAAUAUCCUUAGUAUAUAUAUAUAUUAUUUUAUUAUUUAAUUUACUGUUUCCUUUUGAAUAAUAAUAGUUUUAAUUAUUUAUUAGUUUUUAUGUCUAGAAAGAAUAAUCUUCUAAUUCAUUUUUUAGUUAUAAGUUCAUUUUUUUUUUAAAAAAAAAAAAUUAUGAAAAAUAAUUAUAUUAUGAAAAAUAAUAUAUUAUAAAAAGUUUUUUUUUUUAAAAAAAAUAUAAAAAUUAAUAUUUUCAUAAAAAUAUUAAAAACAUUUAUUUAAUUUUUUAAAAAUUUAUAAACAAUUAAAUUAAAAAAAUAUAUAUAUUUUUAUUAUAUGUCGUUCGAAUAAAAAAUCUAAUAAUUAACAAACUCUAAUAUAAACUAAAAUUAUUUUAAUUUUCCUUAUAACCAAAUUCUUUAAAAAAGCAAUUCAGACAAAAGGUAAAGUAUAAAUUUUAAUAAUCAAGAAAAAAAAGUACUUGUAAAUGAAAAAGAUUUAAAUUCAUCAAUAAAUAAUUUAAUCUUAAAAUAUUCAAAUAAAAAUACUUAAUCAGAAAGAAGUUAAUCUUUUAAAAAAAAUUUCAAUGAAUAAAAAAAUUUUUCUCAAUAUAAAAUUUAAGAAACUACAAUAAAUAUAAAAAAAAAUCAUUUUUUUUAAUAAAAAAGCUAAUAGUAAGUAUUAUAAUAAAGAGAUAUUUAAAUGAAAAUUUUAGAUAAUUAAUAAAAUAUAAAUACACUUUAAUAAAGUAAAUCUUUUUUGAAAAAAAAAAUAACUUAAAUGAAUAUAAUGGUAAUUAUAUAUUGA
This is a messenger RNA of Ichthyophthirius multifiliis, 825 nucleotides long. RefSeq lists its product as hypothetical. The transcript has 2 exons. Lineage: Eukaryota; Ciliophora; Oligohymenophorea; Hymenostomatida. The record is from RefSeq and is a predicted model, not a curated record.